CAUCACUUCAGCUACCAUACCGCAACAGUUCUAGUAGUUUUAGUCGCACGACGUCUCGAACAUUGUUCGUCAUGCGGCUGGUCAACGUCCAAACAUUAGAAUUCGAGGACUUCAUCGGUGAAGUCGGCAUUGACAUCCCUUUGUACGCGUUCCUCUCUCAUACAUGGGGUGAAGAGGAGGUAUCAUUUGCAGACCACAUCAGUGAACAGAGUUGGUCUAAGAUAGUCUAUGAGAAGAUCCGCGGCUGCUGUAGGAUUGCAAAAUCUGAAGGCUUCCAAUACGUAUGGAUCGAUACCUGUUGCAUCGACAAGUCUUCUAGCGCCGAGCUGUCCGAAGCCAUCAAUUCCAUAUUCAAAUGGUACUCUGAUGCGGCUGUCUGUUAUGUCUACAUAAGCGACGUCGAUUCCUCCGAGGAUCCUACGGCCCUUAAAUCGUCCUUUUCUCUUAGCCGAUGGUUCACACGUGGUGUGUUCCUAGGAUCGGACUGGGUCGAGAUCGGUACGAAGAAGUCCCUUUGCGCGGCGGUAUCGAGAAUCACCCAUAUCGGCCGGAAGAUGCUCGAGGAAGGAAGAUGGGCCACAAGCAGCAUUGCGGAGAAGAUGUCAUGGGCAUCCGGGAGGCGAACCACAAGACUUGAGGACCAAGCUUACUCCCUUCUCGGGCUGUUUAACGUGAGUAUGCCGCUGCUAUAUGGUGAGGGAAGCAAGGCUUUUUUACGGCUGCAGCAAGAAAUAGUCAAGAAAUCCGAUGAUCAGUCUAUCUUCGCAUGGUCAUAUUCCAAGGACAAAUACCUGCACCUGCAGACAUCUGGACUCAUGGCGCUGUCCCCCGAUCACUAUCCCUUUGAGGUUGUUAACCGAAUGGUACGGGUAAGGCUACGGCUAGUGGAUAGGUCGAAGCAUUGA
Messenger RNA from Eremomyces bilateralis CBS 781.70, 905 nucleotides. RefSeq lists its product as uncharacterized. The record is from RefSeq and is a predicted model, not a curated record. The transcript has 3 exons. NCBI's taxonomy places the organism in Eukaryota, Fungi, Ascomycota, Dothideomycetes, Eremomycetales, Eremomycetaceae. The coding region runs from base 72 to 905 and encodes 277 amino acids.